Molecule: messenger RNA, 1589 nt
Organism: Populus euphratica (Euphrates poplar)
Lineage: Eukaryota; Viridiplantae; Streptophyta; Magnoliopsida; Malpighiales; Salicaceae
Product: Glutathione S-transferase family protein
Exons: 3
Coding region: 26-1309 (427 amino acids)
Cellular component (GO): cytoplasm
Molecular function (GO): glutathione transferase activity
Source: RefSeq, a predicted model, not a curated record
AUAACAAACGGGAGACAGGCCUGUAAUGACCAUUUUAUCACGUUGUAGAGUCAUCAUGUCCGAUGUAUUACUCCUCAGCUCCCAAUUUCCGAUUUUCUCCACCACCAGCGCCGCCGCCGCCAAAAAAACCCACCGCUUCUCAUGCCACGUCAUCCCAAGACAAUACCUGAAUCAAACUACCCCUCCUGAUCAACAAUCACCGAACCCCAAAACCAUCGUUUCCACAAUAACAAACCUAUUGUGGGGCCAGUCACUGCCACCAGGACUCCUAAUAUCCACCGUCCGUACAACAUGGAACUCCACGUGGCAACUCAUGAUGUCCCAGCUCGCUCCCUCUGAUUCCUCCGGCAGGUACACAAGACCCGCCUCAAAAUUCCGCCUGAACCCUCCAUUUACGCUCCAAAACUCAACAACACUUCACCUCUACGUGGGUUUACCUUGCCCAUGGGCGCACAGGACAUUGAUAGUUCGGGCGUUGAAGGGCCUGGAAGAUGCGGUCCCUGUCUCAAUUGCUGGACCGGGUCAAGAUGGAUCGUGGGAAUUCAAAGAUAUUCCUAUCUCAAACAGGGAUAGGAAUAUUCUUGUCCCGGGUAGGGAUAAUGCUAAUGGGUGCCGGAAUCUGAAGGGUGUGUAUGGGUUAAGGAGGUCAGGUGGGUACAGUGGGAGAGCUACUGUGCCAAUGUUAUGGGAUGUGGAGAAGAAGGAAGUAGGGUGUAAUGAGAGCUAUGAUAUAAUCGAGUUUUUCAAUUCGGGUCUUAACGGGUUGGCCCGGAACCCAGGUUUGGAUUUAUCACCAAAGGAAUUGAAGGGAAAGAUUGGGGAGUGGAAUGGAUUAAUAUAUCCUAAUGUCAAUAAUGGGGUUUAUAGGUGUGGGUUUGCUCAAAGUCAAGAUGCAUAUGACAGUGCAGUGAAUGGUUUAUUCACUACACUGGAGGCGGUGGAAGAUCAUCUGACCACCUCGCGAUACUUGUGUGGAGACACAUUGACUCUUGCGGAUGUUUGCUUGUUUACCACUCUAAUUCGGUUUGAUAUUGUGUAUAAUGUUCUGUUUAAGUGCACAAAGAAGAAGCUGAUUGAGUACCCUAAUCUUCAUGGCUACAUGCGUGACAUUUAUCAGAUGCCAAAGGUUGCUGAAACAUGCAAUUUUUCAGCUAUUAUGGAUGGUUACUACAAAGUACUCUUCCCACUGAAUCCAGGCAGCAUUUGUCCUGUUAUGCCUUCUGGAUGUGAGCAUGAUGUCCUCCUCUCCACCCCUCACAAUAGAGAGUCUUUGUCAUUAGCGAACAGAACUACCAAACAGGAUCACUGAGUAUAUGAGAGGAUCGGAGGUAAAAUAGCAAAAGGUGGAAAGGAGAACUACCAAACAGGAUUCGUGAAGAUAUCGGAAGGAAAUUGGAGGACUGCAAAACGUCCUCUUAAGGAGAUUGAUGUAUGAUGAUGUGAUCAGUUGUGGUUUCUUCUUGAUGCUAGAUACAAGAUUUUUGUCAUGGAGAGCAUGGGAUGGUUCGCCAAAAUGUAGCAUCAGAAUUGCCGUGCAGAUAAUGUCACACGCCUUAUCUUCAUAUGCAAGUGGAUGAUGCUUUAUUUAA